Molecule: messenger RNA, 1198 nt
Organism: Pisolithus orientalis
Lineage: Eukaryota; Fungi; Basidiomycota; Agaricomycetes; Boletales; Pisolithaceae
Exons: 4
Coding region: 1-1188 (395 amino acids)
Source: RefSeq, a predicted model, not a curated record
AUGCGAGGAACUACGACGAUCUACGAGGAGAAACAGCGGGCCAUCGAGGAGGAGCUACAUGACAAGAUGCGAAGGCACUACUAUGAAUGGGGUGAGUGGAUAGGGCAAGUUGAAGGCUACAAUGUGGUGUUAUUCUUUUCAUACAGUACAGAAGCUAUGCCUGAAGAGACCGCAUACAGACUAGCGAUGGCAGUAAGGACGACAACGACAACGAUAAGUGCACGGGCGACAGUGACAAGUGUAGUGACGAUGACGAUGGCACUCAAUGUGGAUCGACGGCCGUGUAAGGCAAGACUUGCUGUUCGAUGGAGACGAGGCAUGAUGAGCGCAGGGAAAGCAGAUGUGCACGACGAAGUGCGAGUGACAGCCGUUGAACGACAACUUAGAAGAAAGAACGUAUCGACUUACAGCGCAGCGAGUGCAAUGACUAUGGAUAGACAGCGACACCGAAGGAGGAACGCAUCGACUUACGGACCAACGAAUCCGACUAACACGAGGGAAUACGAAAUUUCACAAAGUACCAACGAAUCAUUGAGCAAUGAAAUGCCUACAGUACGAAGUUGCUUCGUAGGACGACAUACCGUCAGACAGUUAGCGAAGGGAAACAGCAUCUCCGUGUUGGAUGUUGCGCAGAGGCAUGGUGAUGUCUCAUUUGGCUUGGGAAACGUCACCAACAAGCAGAACGUGUUGGAUAUAUUGAAGAGAUUGGGGGAUGUAUAUAUCGCGAACAUCGGAGGCACUCAAUCUGUCAUCAACGCGGCUGUCACAGCGGGUAUCCUACCUUGCCUGGAAGAGCCAUUCGACACAUAUAAUGAUGUCCAGGAGAUGUUCGGGCCCAGCCAAGUGAUCAGUGGCAGCAGUAGUCCGUUCGAUUAUACCUACAUCGAGAACAUCACUCACACGCACAGACUCACAGGGAACAAGCUCGUUCCUCAUCCCUCUUACUCUUCUGCCACGUCGAGCGAGCCCAGGCUAGGCCUCGACAGUGCGACAACGAAGCUCAUCGAAUCUCUAUGUGGUGCUCUCCCUCCCAUAUGUGCCGCAACCGAAUAUCACCGCGCAGUACAUGGCUCUGUGCAGACACUCGGUCCUUGUGUCACUCCUGCACCCAAUGCUGGGUCCAUCCUGUCUGUGUUCAACACCUCAUUCGACCUGCAUGGACCUGAGCGCUCCUUCGUCCAUUUUUGAAUCGAAGGAC